Molecule: messenger RNA, 1891 nt
Organism: Scylla paramamosain (green mud crab)
Lineage: Eukaryota; Metazoa; Arthropoda; Malacostraca; Decapoda; Portunidae
Gene: Mcad
Product: medium-chain specific acyl-CoA dehydrogenase, mitochondrial-like
Exons: 10
Coding region: 129-1415 (428 amino acids)
Biological process (GO): medium-chain fatty acid catabolic process
Cellular component (GO): mitochondrion; cytoplasm
Molecular function (GO): medium-chain fatty acyl-CoA dehydrogenase activity; flavin adenine dinucleotide binding
Source: RefSeq, a predicted model, not a curated record
ACUGCAGUUCAGCAGCUGAUCUGAGAGAGAGAGAGAGAGAGAUAGAGAGUCAGAGGGAGAGAGUGUGAGCCGCGAGCAGUGUGUGAAGGUGUGCGCAUUAUCUCUCAUACCACAGUCAAACCUUCACUAUGGCUGCUCUUCGUCUUCGUCAGCUAAUGCGCCAUGUGUCAGCAUCCCAGCCUGCUCUCCGUCACCUCAGCACUGAGGCGUACCCUGUUGCUGCUGCUGGAGUGCAGAGUGGUGGUGGUGUUUGUUUUGAUUUCACACAAGAACAGAAGGAAAUCCAGCAGCUGGCACGCAAGUUUGCCCGAGAGGUGGUUCUGCCCAAGGCAGCUGAACAUGACAAGACAAUGGAAUACCCCAGGGAGAUUAUUAAGACAGGUUGGGAGUUGGGACUCAUGAACCCACACAUCCCGGGAGAGUUUGGAGGGAUGGGCUUGGGCACGUUUGAAGGCUGUAUCAUCACUGAGGAGAUUGCCUACGCUUGCACCGGAAUCCAGACGGCAAUGGAAGCAAACAAUCUCGGUCAAAUGCCGGUGAUCAUUGCUGGUAACGAGCAACAGAAGAAGAAGUACCUUGGCCGCAUGACGGAGGAGCCCCUCAUGUGUGCCUAUGGUGUGACUGAACCUGGGGCAGGCUCAGAUGUGGCGGGCAUCAAGACCAGAGCUGAGAGGAAGGGAGAUGAGUACGUCCUCAACGGCCAGAAGAUGUGGAUCACCAAUGGCGCCGUAGCCAACUGGUACUUUAUCCUGGCACGCACCAGUGCAGAUCCCAAGACACCUGCAUCCAAGGCCUUCACAGGAUUUAUUGUUGAUGCGGACUCUCCUGGCCUGACCAAAGGGCGCAAGGAACUCAACAUGGGCCAGCGCUGCUCCAACACUGCUGGCUUCUCCUUGUCUGACGUGGUGGUGCCCAAGGAAAAUGUUCUAAUUGGUGAGGGUGCAGGGUUCAAGAUUGCCAUGGGUGCCUUUGACCGCACACGUCCCCCAGUGGCUGCAGGGGCUGUGGGUCUGAGUCAACGGGCCCUGGAUGAAGCCACAAAGUAUGCCCUGGAAAGGAAGACAUUUGGCACUGAAAUUGUCAACCACCAGGCUGUGUCCUUCAUAUUGGCUGAAAUGGCGAUGGAGACAGAGUUGGGUCGCCUGGCCUGGAUGCGAGCUGCCUGGGAGGUGGACCAGGGCCGCCGCAACACUUACUAUGCCUCCAUUGCCAAGGGCUUUGCUGGUGAUGCUGCCAACAGAGCUGCUUCUAAUUCUGUCCAGGUGUUCGGAGGCAAUGGCUUCAACACAGAGUAUCCCGUUGAGAAGCUUAUACGUGAUGCCAAGAUUUACCAGAUCUAUGAAGGAACGGCCCAGAUCCAGCGCCUCAUCAUUGCCCGGGAACACCUGGCUCGUUGCAAGAUGGGUCUCCUCUAAGGGAAGCCUCUGGCAUGGGCUAGUUAGGGUGCACAAGGGCUGGAGUCUUAUGAUGCCUACCAGAAUGUACGACUUUUAUCAAGCAAUUAUCAAUGCAAUAUAUAGUUAGGGUUCAUAAGGGUUGUAGUCUUAUGAUGCUUACCAGAAUGUACUAUUUUUACCAAGCAAUUAUCAAUGCAAUAUAUUGUUGUUAGUUUUAUUCUCAUCUUAUAAUGAGCAACCCAAAAGUACCAGCAGCUGUAGUGUCUCUAGAUGGAUCACUGAAAAUACACAAUAGUUAAAGCUUGGCAUUUUUAUUGUGAUAUUGCUGUGCUAUCUAGCAUCAUAUUAUUAUUAACUGGCAUUUACUUAUUACUGGUAUUACUGGUAUUAUGGUUUCUUGCACAUUAUACAAUACUAACUGUAAAUACUUAGCAUGAGUAGCGUGUAAAUUCAGAAAAUAGUUUAUAUAUUAAUAAUAAAUGUGCUGAAAUAAG